Messenger RNA from Funneliformis geosporum, 708 nucleotides. The record is from the annotation of a GenBank genome assembly. Lineage: Eukaryota; Fungi; Glomeromycota; Glomeromycetes; Glomerales; Glomeraceae.
AUGCACAAACAAAAGCGUUUAGAAGUACAUGAAUUAUUGCAUCGCGCAGUUUUUCAGAUCUCUGUACAAUAUGAGUUAGAGAAGUUAGAGACCAAAUGGCCAUUACACUCUACUCCUUCUUGUCCUGUCGAAACAAGUUCAAAAAUUUCUAUAGACGAGAAUUUAAACAGGCAAAAAUCAUUAAAUCGAGUAGGAAAAAACAACGGGAAUCAUCGUAGGAUGAUACGCUAUCAAAUUCAACCUUCGGUUAUCAUAACUAAUUCUUGUGCAGAUGAUGAUUUUAUCGAAGUUCUAAAAACGCAAGAUGACUCAAUUCCCUUUGAAACUGAGCUUGUUAUUCGACCUAGCGCCGAAUUCUUAUAUGUUUCAGCAAAGCCGAAAUUAUUAUCGAUUCGUUUAGGCGUCCAAAACCAUGUGAAUUCAAUUCUUGAAUCGAUAAGAGAAAGAUCUCGCUUCAAAUCUUUGAAGAUGAAUCGCAUGCAAACAUGCAUCUGCAAGCGAAGGGCCAUACAGUACGAAAAAUAUAAUGAAUUCUUUCAUAGAGGCGAUCCUAAUCAUUUUAUCAGACAGCAGUCACGGGAUCAAAUCAAGAAAGAAUUAUGUGAAGAGAAUUGGAUUGCCUUGAGGUAUUUUUGGUAUAACGAAGACCUAUAUGUAGUUAUUACACUAUAUUCACCGCCUUUUAUGAAUGUGUAUAUGGUUACUUAA